AUUGGUCACUUUAUUGAGCGUCUAAGGGGCUGAACUCUGUACAACUGUAAAAGUACAACAGCCCAGAAACAGAAGGUAACUUUUCCUCUGGAGCAGCAACGUUUCAAGUUCUUCAUACGUUUUCAAAGAUCACCAUGGAAGAUCCACUUGACAACAAAGCAGCUGAAGACAUUAAAGAAGCACUAGAAAACAAUAAUCAAGCCUUAGCUGUAGCAAAGAUCCAGGAGUAUUUGGAGAAGAAGAAAAAUACUCCACUAAAUAUUGCCGUCACAGGAGAGGCAGGCUCUGGUAAAUCCUCCUUUGUUAAUGCCUUUAGAGGCUUAGAUGAUGGUGAUGAUGGAGCUGCUCCCACUGGUUGUGUAGAAACCACCAUGGAGGUUACAGCAUACCCCCAUCCUAACUUUCCCAACGUCACACUGUGGGAUCUUCCUGGUAUUGGCACCACCAAGUUUCCAGCUGACAAAUACCUGAAGCAUGUUGGAUUUGAAAGGUUUGACUUCUUCAUCAUCGUCUCAUCUAAUCGAUUCAGAGAAAAUGAUGUGAAGCUCGCUCUGGAGAUCCACAAGAUGAAGAAAAAGUUCUACUUUGUUCGCUCAAAGAUCGACAAUGACUUACGUGAUGAGGAAAGAAGGAUGAAGAAAAAGAAGUCACAGUUCAAUGCUGAAAAGACUCUCAAAGAAAUCAGGGAAAACUGCACUCAAGGUCUUCAGCAACAACAUGUGGAGUCUCCACAAGUCUUCCUGGUGUCCAGCUUUGAUCUCCACCUGUAUGACUUCCCUCUUUUGGGGAAAACCUUAGGGAGAGAGCUUCCUGCACACAAGAGUCAUGCUCUGCUGUUGGCCAUGCCCACCAUCAGCCUGGAGGUCAUCAACAAGAAGAAAGAGGCUUUCCAAUCCGUUAUAGAACCUUGGGCUCUUCUUAGUGCACUUGGAGCAGCUAUACCAGUUCCUGGGCUUUCUUUAGUCCUUGAUGUGGAAGUGUUGGUUGGUGCUGUCACAGGAUACGUAAUUGGGUUUGGUCUUGAUGACCCAUCACUGCGUUCCCUCGCUAACAGAUCAAAUGUGCCAUUGGAUGAUCUGAUGAAGAUCAUUGUUUCACCACUGGCUGCAAAAGAAACAACCCGUGAUCUUGUCAUGGAGGUUAUUCUUUCAUUUGGAAGUGCAGCUGAGUUAACGACAGCAGAAGUAGUGUUCAGGUGGAUUCCACUAAUUGGAACCCCAGUAGCAAUGGUCUCCUCUUCUGUCUUCACCUACAAAAUUCUAAACAAGAUCCUUGACAUGCUUGCUGAGGAUGCACAGAGAGUGUUUGAACGGGCCCUGGGUUUGAAGACUCCAGUGUGAAAUUCUAGUUCAUUCAAGUUAACGACAUUCAAUGGCACGUUUGAAAAUUACAUGUACAAAAUAACUUUUGAAUUAUUUCCAUGAGUAGUUGCCUUGUGAGUGCAGUUAGUUUUGAUAUACAUAAUCUUUACAAAUCAUAAUCUUGAAUUCUAGCUGCACAUUUUAGCGCACAGUGCAUCAUACGUUUUGUAGUUGAUCACUCCAUCCAAUAUAAAUGCAGAUACUAAUAAAAACAUUGUUUAGCUUAAAGUGGGUAUUAACUAACCACUGUCUUUGUCCACACAGUCAACAUCAGCCCCUGUCACAAAUCAAAGACAUGUUGACAGUCUGUCUCGCAGACACACAAAGAACACACACACACACACACACACCUGACUUGACAACUAACGUUACUAUAUAACUGCAAUUAAACUUCACUACACUGCAUGUUAUUGUAAUUUAAGCGCCCUGACAGAGUGUUUAUCUCAUUCUUGAGUCCAGGCGCAUCAUAUUCACAUUAGGUAGGUUUACGCUGCCUGCUGACACCUUGAUCACGGUCACCCAUGAAUAUUAAGUAGCCAUGUGGCAGUCUCUUCACAAUAUGAUUCCAUCAGACCUUAUAUCUACACUGCUUAACCAAAGUCGGCAGAGCCAAAACCAAAGAAAAGGCUGGAUCACUAACAUGCUGCUGCUGCAAUAUGGAAGUGAGAGAGCGAGAAGAGGUCACCACCUCCUCUUUAUAACCUUCCCUUAA
Molecule: messenger RNA, 2073 nt
Organism: Centropristis striata (black sea bass)
Lineage: Eukaryota; Metazoa; Chordata; Actinopteri; Perciformes; Serranidae
Product: interferon-inducible GTPase 5-like
Exons: 3
Coding region: 135-1340 (401 amino acids)
Cellular component (GO): membrane
Molecular function (GO): GTPase activity; GTP binding
Source: RefSeq, a predicted model, not a curated record